AUGAAUGUUGGUCUUUUGGACAGAGGCGCGCGCCACCAUCACCACUGCCCAGUGGACCUCGGCCACCAGGGGCAGCAGCACGACGCUCGUGCCCGACACCAUCGUCGCUGUGAACACCACCCAGCGCGGGCCCACCGUGUUGGCGACCGGCGCCGACAUGAGCAGCGCCAGGAAGUAGCCCACGCCCAACCCCGCAAGCACGAAGCCCUGCUCCAGAUGACUUCGAAGACGAGUUGUAUGCGUCUUAAGAUUUUUGAAAACAGCAUUGCAACACCUCCAAUCAAGCAAAAAACAUCAGGAGGUGCUCAAAUCAUUAGACUCACCUGUAUCAACCCUAUUACCAUAGUUGAUGCUAGUACAUCUAAUAUCAAUGACAUUACAGAAGUUACGUCUAUAGAGCAAUAUGUUGACGUAGAGAAUAUCUUGCCAAAAAUAAUAUGUAUAGAGGGUGCCGCUGUGACUGCAAAAAAUAUGGCUUCAAUUUGCUUGAAAGAUAGAGGCGCUUUAGCAACUGCUAGCUCGUUGGAUUUAAGACGAAAAGACAAAGAAAUUGGCAGAUUCUGA
This is a messenger RNA of Gryllus bimaculatus (two-spotted cricket), 564 nucleotides long. NCBI's taxonomy places the organism in Eukaryota, Metazoa, Arthropoda, Insecta, Orthoptera, Gryllidae. The record is from the annotation of a GenBank genome assembly.